Molecule: messenger RNA, 414 nt
Organism: Protopolystoma xenopodis
Lineage: Eukaryota; Metazoa; Platyhelminthes; Monogenea; Polystomatidea; Polystomatidae
Source: the annotation of a GenBank genome assembly
AUGUGUGCAUCCUUGAAAAGUGACAGCCGACAGGAAUUUGCACAUUCUCUCUCAUUAUUCGAGCUCGAGCCCACUGCUCCGGAAGUCCGUCGUAUCAGCUCAGCCUUCGCAGCCGGCGAGUCGACAACACCGUCAACUUUGAAGUCUGCCCAGAGAAAAUCGACCCGACCAACUAGGCGAGAAUUCCUCCGUUUGUCGAAUGGAGAUGAGCACGAGGCCGAACUGUGGUAUAGUCGAGACGAGAGUUUUCGUUUUAUGGGCCUUCCAGAUCUGAUAAUCACAGCGUCCACUCGAAGAGAGCAGAUAACCAGACAGCCUGCUUGCCAACCUUCCAGAGCCCAACAACCAAGUAGCACCGAUCGGUCCAUCCAAAUUAUUGAGACUACCUGGAAACCUCGGAUCUCCUCAGUUUGA